This is a messenger RNA of Diplodia corticola, 2697 nucleotides long. RefSeq names its product glutamate carboxypeptidase tre2. Lineage: Eukaryota; Fungi; Ascomycota; Dothideomycetes; Botryosphaeriales; Botryosphaeriaceae. The transcript is spliced from 2 exons. The record is from RefSeq and is a predicted model, not a curated record. Gene Ontology annotation, molecular function: carboxypeptidase activity. Bases 1 to 2697 code for a protein of 898 amino acids.
AUGGUCGACGAAAAACACCCUUACGAUCCCCAUGAGAGCCUCCCCAUCCCCACAUAUGAGGAAGCCACCUCGUCGCGGCCCCCGUCGGCCCUCUCACACCUCGGCCCCAACGAGGUCAGCGACGAUGCGGAGCGGCAAGGUCUGCUGGGCGGCCGCGGCGGAGGAAGCAGCGGCGGAGGGGCAUCACGUCGUCCGGAUGGAUACCAACAGCCGUCGGUCGAGUCAGUCCGGGAUAGCAUGGAGAGUGACCUGUCGUUACCCGACAUGGUCGAGGAGAGCGAGGACGAGGAGUCGGGCCUGCAUCGCGAGAUGGAACAGCUGGAGGUCAUCGAGGCCGGUGGCCAGCCCCACGGCAGCCGUCGCGCCCGCAUGAACAUGAGCUUCUCCAAGCGCAUUUCAAGCAUCGGUGCGACCCUGUCAUCCAUACGCUUGCCACGUUGGCGCAAGCCCCUCCGAUGGCCGACCUUCUCGUGCAGCCUGCCGUCGAUACCGGAGCACAUGCGCCCCGGCUACAGCGUCGUCCUGCGCCUGUUCGGCGUGCUGAUGAUGGCGUCGCUGGUCUACGCCCUCCUCGUCACCUCCGUCCUUCCCCUCGGCCGUGGCGGCAUGGCGCCCUUCAAUCCCGAGUGGGCGCGCUCGUGGGCACAGUCGCAGAUCUCGGCGGAACGCAUCCGCGAAAACCUAAAGCAUAUUACCAGCAUCGAUCACGUUGCCGGGACCAAGGGCGACAAGUUUUUGGCUAAUUGGAUUGAGUCGUUCUUCACGCAGGCUGGCAUGGAUAAAGUUGCCACUCUGGAAUAUAAUGUCUACCUGAACUAUCCCGUCAAGGGUGGCCGGAGAGUCGCCAUCGUCGACCCCCCGCAAUUUAGAUACGAGGCCAAGCUUGAGGAGGAGCUGGUCAUGCCCGACAUCAGCCCUGAACAGCAGACGCUGGCUUUCCACGGACUCUCGAGGGCCGGAAAUGUCACUGCCCCGCUCGUCUACGCGAACUACGGCAGCCAGGAGGAUUUCAAGACACUGAGAGAUCGCGGGAUUGAUGUUAACGGUACAAUUGUAUUAGUUCGUUACUACGGCACCAUGUCAGACCGAGCGAUGAAGGUCAAAUUCGCGGAAGAGAAUGGGGCUAUUGGAUGUUUAAUUUAUUCGGACCCGAAGGACGACGGUUUCGUAAGAGGAGAUGUUUAUCCAGACGGAAGAUGGAGACCGGAAGACGGGGUUCAAAGAGGCUCGGUUGCUCGGUCCGCCUGGAUCGUUGGUGAUGUGCUUACUCCUGGCGUUGGAAGCGGGCUGGAUGCACCGCGGAUCAGCAAGGACAACAACCCGGCUUUACCCAACAUUCCCAGCAUGCCUAUCGCGUGGCGCGAUGCGAAGCCACUGCUGCAGGCGCUCAAGGGCCACGGCGACAAGGCACCCAAGCAUUGGGUAGGUGGCGUUCCGGAAGUCGACUGGUGGACCGGAGACAAGACCUCGCCGCUUGUGCUUCUCCAGAACGAGCAGGAUGAAGAGGAGAAACAACCUAUCUGGAACGUUAUGGGAGUCUUUGAGGGUGUCGAGGUGUCAGCCAAGAAGAUCUUUGUUGGCAACCAUCGCGAUGCCUGGUGUUUCGGAUCGGCUGACGCCGGAGGUGGAACGGCGGUCAUGAUGGAAGUCAUCACUGCGCUUGACUCUUUGGUCCAGCAAGGCUGGCGCCCCCUCCGGAGCAUUUAUUUCGCCUCUUGGGACGCUGAGGAGUACAACAUGAUCGGCUCGACAGAGUACGUGGAAGAUCAUAUCAAUGACAUUCGCGAGAAUGCCAUUGCCUAUCUGAAUGUCGACGUCGGCGUCGUGGGCGACAAAUUCCGGGCUUUGGGGUCUCCCCUUUUCCAAACAGCGCUCAAUCGGGUCUUGGCUCGUGUGGCAGACCCUCUGCAGAACAGGACCGUCGGCGAAAUCUGGAACGAACAAGGUGGCAAGCUGGAAGGCUUGGGUGCCGGCAGUGAUUACGUGGCGUUCCAGGAUCUUGCCGGGUGCUCCAGCAUCGACAUCGGGUUCGACGGGCCUGAGAAUGGCUAUCCAUACCACAGCUGCUACGAAACGUUCGACUGGAUGGACAAGUACGGCGAUCCUGGAUUCGUUUACCACGCUACGCUUGCGGAGAUUUGGGUGCUUCUCAUUCUCGAGCUCGCGCAAGAGCCGAUUUACCCGUUCGACAUGAGGGAAUACGGAAUGGCCGUCAAGAGAUUCAUCAAAGAUCUGGAGAAGUUCGCCGUCGGAAAGGAUGCAACGCAGGGCAAGCAGCUCAAUCUGAAGGCGCUGCGCGAGGCGGCCGACACGCUUGAGCAGAACGCGAAGGAGUUUGAGAGUUGGGAAGAUUGGUGGUGGGGCCAGUUCCGCGGACGGGCGGGCUACGAGACUAAUUCAAUGGGAAUGGAGCGGUUGUCGCACAACACGCGCAUGUCCAACUUUGAGACUCACUUGCUCGACCUGCCGGACGGCGGCAAAAACGUGGAUGAGGACGACGGCCAGCAGCACGGCAUUCCCGGGCGCGAGCAGUUUAAGCACAUCAUCUUUGGUCCGGACGCGUGGAGCGGAUACGACGAGGCUUACUUCCCAGCAGUACGAGACGCGAUUGAAGUGGGCAACUGGACAUUGGCACAGCAGCAGGUGGAUAAGGCUGCACGCAUUCUUUCCAAGGCGUCAGACAAGCUCCUGCAUUGA